AUGGACGUUGACGACUCGGCAGUCGACUUAAGUGUCAGGUCUUUACCACCAGAAUUAAGUGAACUAAGAGCUCUCACAGCAAGUGGUUUAACAAUAACACCAGCACAACCUCCGCCUCAUGGUGCUAGUGGGAAGCGUGUGUUACGUCCACGUUCAGAACAGCGGAGCUAUGCAGAAAGCCCUGACAUUGUGUUGUUGCCAGCUGCGCCUCCACAUCGUAAACCUAAUUUGCCUGCGCCAGCACCAUUUACAGAUGUUAGCAGCAAGUUGAAUGCGGGCGUGAAUGUAUCAAUAACGCCCAGUGCGUUACCCGUGCCGGCGCCAGAGUCGCCUCGUGAGCCGCGAGAAGACGAAGAGUCCGAGGAGGAUGAGAACGAGCCACCCCUGCCCAUAGCUGGACAUAGAGAAUUAUCAAGCGCUGAGAUAUGGGAGCGGGAACGCAGGCUCAGAACUCUAAGAGAAAAAUUGCGCGCAGAGGAGACUCGUCUAGUUCUAUUGAGGAAGCUACGUCAGUCGCAGCAAGCAAGUGGCAUACCUCCUGCAAAGGACUCUACAACUGGUACAGCAUUGGCAGGUAGUGGCUGCGUAGUCCCUCCCGGUGUGACGGUGACGCCAGCUCCUCCACCUGCUCACCAGCAGAAUAAGCGCGCGGGUGCAACAGGAAAUACGGGUAAUAAUUUGUCUUCGAGCGCUCGUCGACCCUCCAGCCUCCCGGGGGGCGCCACGCUCACACCGGGACCCUAUCGCUCGCAGAGUUCAUCGAGUGGAGGCGCCAGCAUCACUCCGUCGGUGACGAUAACGCCGGCGCCGCCCCCGGCCGCCACACAACAUGCGCAACCUAAGGCAAGCUCCCGUAGUUCUGAUGAUACACAAACACCUGCCCAGAGGCAGGCCGCUGCUAAACUGGCGUUGCGUAAGCAACUGGAGAAGACUCUUCUUCAGAUUCCUCCACCAAAACCCCCGCCGCCGGAAAUGAACUUCAUACCCUCACCUAGCAACACUGACUUCGUGUACCUUGUCGGGCUCGAACAUGUUGUUGACUACCUUACCAAUGAAGAACGCAUGCCGCGGUCGAGCGUGCCGGCGGUGUGCGCGCAGUGCGGCUGCGACUUCACGGCGGUGUGGCGCUGGGAGCGCGCGCCGCCGCGCCGCCAGGACGCCACCUUCAGCUGCGCGCCCGCCGCGCGCCGCCUCUGCGAGCUCUGCGUCUCCGGCAACGUGAAGCGCGCGCUCAAGGCGGAACACACGGCGCGUCUGAAGACUGCGUUCGUGCGCGCGCUGCAGCAGGAGCAGGAGAUCGAGCGGCGGCUGGCCGCGCCCGCGCCCUCGCCGCCGCCCGCGCCGCCGCCCGCGCACACCGCGCCCGCGCACGCGCACGCGCCGCACGCGCCCCACACGCCGCACACGCCGCACGCGCCGCACCAGCCGCACACGCCGCACGCGCACCGCGCCGCGCAGAUGUCAGUAUCACGGUCGUCGACUCGAACUCCGGCACCGUCGACGCCAACAGCGGUGACGCCUCAACCGACUACCACCAAACCUCCACAAUCAUCGAACAGUAACCGUUCGCUAACUGCAGCGGAGUCGCUGACUCGCAGCCAUCAUUCGGAGCGCGCUCGUGAGGCAGAAGUGCCUGCCAAGAAAGGUAAAGGAUCGUCAUCCAGUACAGCCAGUCAAGGAAGCAGUUCCAGUAAGCAGCAUCAGCAAUUAGCAGCCGCGGCCGCUGCUCAGAUGGCCUUCGAGCAACACAGUGCUGCGGCCAUGCAAGCUCUGCAGCACCAGUUGCUUAGAGGGCUGAGCGGCGUGGGCGGGGUGGGCGGGGCGGGCGGCGCGGGCGGCGGCGGCAUGUCUGCGGCGGCGGCGGCCGCCAUGAUGCAGUUCUCGCCGCUGCUCUACACCUACCAGCUGGCCAUGGCGCAGGCCUCCGCGCUAGGUAAGCGUUCGGGCAAAAGCGGCAACAGCGGAAGUACUGCGGCGAUGGCGGCGGAAAUGCAACGCGUGGCCGAGGCACAGAGGCAAUAUCUUCUUGAUAUGAUACCUGGACAGCACGGCCGCAAUCCCUGGACUAAGAACUGA
Parnassius mnemosyne (clouded apollo) is the source of this 2076-nucleotide messenger RNA. Lineage: Eukaryota; Metazoa; Arthropoda; Insecta; Lepidoptera; Papilionidae. The record is from the annotation of a GenBank genome assembly.